AUGCCUCCCGCGUUGGCCGUCCGCUUAACCUGCCAGGCCUGCACGCGCCGCAAAGUAAAAUGCGACAAGAAGAGCCCCUGCACAAACUGUGUAAAGCAUGGGAUUUCAUGUGUUGCUGUUGAGAGGCCACGUUGGCCACGCGGCCGGUCGGGAAAGCAGGCAAUAAGCCGAGAGCAAGAUCUGAGCAAUCGUGUAGCGAAGCUAGAGCAGAUAAUAGAGGACUUUACCCACUCAAAAAGAGGAACGGAAGAUGUGUCCAGCAGCCGUGGCGAUACUACCAUACCUAGGAGUGGACGAGCGCCAAAACCACCGUCAGAAAGGGUGCAGACAACUGAAGAGUUGUUUCCUCCUCAGCCGUCGGUGAUUCUACAAUCCACCGACACCCGAGACGACGCCCUUGGCAGCGGGUUUGCCAACAACACGACCAGACGAGAACGGCACACAGAGAAUCACCCGGAGCUACCUUCGGAACCAGUGCGUCGGAGGAUACUCGUCGACAUCUUUCUUCGCCAAGUCGACCCGGUCUUGAAGAUCUUGCACCGGCCAUCUCUCUGCGCCUAUCUCCUGGAGGGAAAGCCCUACUUGGACUAUGCUCCGGGGCAUCCGGUACCUGCGGCUCUGGCCUCUGCUGUGUUUUAUAUGGCCAGCUCAAGCCUGGCUGAAGACCAAUGUCUCGCUCUGCUUGCCGAGAGGAAAGAGACGGUACUGGCAAGAUACAAUGAUGAAACCAUGACAGCCCUCGCUAGGGUCGACUUUCUGGUUACAAAUCAUCUGACUGUAUUGCAGGCAUUUGUCCUGUCUUUGGUGGCUGCAAGAACACACGAUCACAGCCGAAAGGUCUGGACAAUGCUCAGCGUAGCUCUUCGCAUAGCACAAGCACUCUCGCUGCACAUGACCGAUCCCCCAUUUCCAGUAACGCCGUUUGAACGCGAGAUGCGUCGCCGCUUGUGGCACUUGAUCGGCUGGUUGGACCUUGAGGCAUCGCUGAACCGCGGAUCGGAAAGCAUGAUGCGGUCUGCCUGGAUUCAGACACAUUCCCUCACGAACAUCAACGACGAUGACUUUGGAUUCGACUCGGAGGAUCCCUUACCGGCUGCGCAAAGCGGGCCAACGGAGGCUACCCUUCUCAUUCUGUUUGCGCAUGGCCAAUGCGCUCUACGUGCCUUGGAUUUAUCCCACUUUGCUGAACCAGGCAUCACGGACAUCCAUAUGCGACAGCAAACGGUGGACCACUUCCGUCGUACUACGAAGGAGCUGCUGGCCGGCUGCGACCCCGAAAAUGUUCCGUUCCACUGGUUCACUAGCCAGAUCCAGGAGCAGAUAUCUGCUGUCCUGCAACUUAUCGCUCUCCGGCCCCUCCAGAGGAGUCCGACCUUUGUCCCUGCGGAGCUACCAGCGCCCCAAAUGCUCGCCCUUGCAGCCGACAUUUUAGAACGACGUCAGAGAAUGUUCAGCGAUCCUCGGGCACAGCCCUGGUGCUGGUUCGAGCUGUUAUACUUUCCCUGGCAUGCGCUGGUUGUCGCCAUGACCGAGGUCUGCGUCUGUACUGACCGAUGGGUGAUAGACAGAUACUGGCAUACGCUUGAGCGUAGCUAUGACCUCUUUCAGAAGCAGGCUGUUGGUACACACUAUGACUGGCUUUCGGCGUCAAUGGACAGUUUGAUGAGCAACGCGCGAGCUGCGCGACAAAAGGUGGUCGACUCCGACUCGACAGGGCUUCAAGCGCCCAGUUCCCACAUCUAUAUGGACAUGGCGUCUCUCGAGGGCCCAGCCCUGUCGGAGUCUCUGCCAUCUGUACCUGACGCGACUUUGGCGGCGGAGGAGCUUACGCAACUACAAGACCAGGAGGUCAGCGCGUGGGCGCAGUAUGGGGAUUUUACCGACCGCUUCUAUGAGCUGCAUGCGAUCUUUGACGGUGGGCUAUCCUAA
Aspergillus fischeri NRRL 181 is the source of this 1929-nucleotide messenger RNA. Its product is annotated as C6 zinc finger domain protein. The coding region runs from base 1 to 1929 and encodes 642 amino acids. Lineage: Eukaryota; Fungi; Ascomycota; Eurotiomycetes; Eurotiales; Aspergillaceae. Gene Ontology annotation, biological process: regulation of DNA-templated transcription; DNA-templated transcription. The transcript is spliced from 3 exons. Gene Ontology annotation, molecular function: zinc ion binding; DNA-binding transcription factor activity, RNA polymerase II-specific; DNA binding. The record is from RefSeq and is a predicted model, not a curated record.